AUGCGGCAACGCGCCGAAAAAACAGCCGCGAUCUUUUUAAAUAAUCUACGCAAACAAAGCGAACCACCACAACAACCAGUUAACCCGAAUCGCCGCUAUAAACGCUCAAAAAGUGUUCCAGCAAUCUCUCACGAACCUGUGGUUGAAGAUGAAGAUGUUAUUGAAGUCAUUAAAGACACAGCCUGGGAUGGCAUUAAAUAUUUGGGUUCUCAAAGCAGAAGCACCAGAAUCUGGUGGAUGUCGGUGAUGAUCACAUUUUUAUGCAUAGCAAUCUACCAAAUCCUUGAGCAAGUGCAGCUUUAUCGUAAAAAUCCGAUUUCGACAAAUAUAGAUGUUGAUUAUCCAAAGACAGUAAACUUCCCGGUGGUCGCUAUUUGUAAUAAUAAUAAAUUCAGACUAUCUUACCUAGCCGGUCUUCAUGGAAAGCUAAAAUCUUCGUCCAGACAAAGGCGAAAUACCGAAAUAAAGGGUGUACUGAAGCGGUCGAAGAAUCCAUUCGAUCAGGUACUCUACAACCACGCCGACGCCGAUGCUGUAACAUUUUUGAACCAGGCCAGCCACCAUAUCGACGAUAUACUCGUCAAAUGUGUGCUCCCUAAUGGUACAUUAUGUUCUUCAUCCGAUUUCUAUCCAAUGUGGACGGUAGAGGGGUUGUGUUGGGCGAUAAACAUCGAUGCACAGAAACCGAUUUCUGUAAAUGGAGCAGGUCCACUUUAUGGCCUCCAGCUUUUGCUAAAUGUAGAGAGCUACGAACGGAUCAAUUCGCCCCAUCUUUACUUCCAUUCCACGGCUCUUCCUGGCUUCAAGAUCCUUGCCUUCAAUCAAACGGAUUUCCCGAUCAGUACCUCUGAUGCUAUGAACGUUCCACCUGGAUUUACUACAUAUCUGCCGUUAUCGUUGCAAGAGUAUUCCAAGCUGGAAAGCACUGGCUGUCGCGCUGAGGGCGAUGCUGAGAUAGCAGCGCGUGAGGGAGACUAUUUCUCACCCCAAAAUGCCAAGGGUUGCAAAGCCAGGCGCAUCGCUGAGCGAGUCGAACGAAAAUGUGAUUGUUCCAUGAGGGGGUUGCAUGCUGACUUUUUGAGGAAUGCUUUUAAAGCACCAGAAAUACGCAACUGUACGGUAGCCGAUUUCUUCGGUUGUGCCCGAGAAGUGAUCAUCGAGGAUUUAAAUCGGUUGCCGACUGACUUGAUGCCAAGUGGCAAAGAGGAUAUUUUGACAGAAGAUGAGGAAGAACUCGACGAACCCAGUGAACACAAAUCACGCCCAAAUAUCUAUGAUACGAUUGAUGAGGAGCAUGCCGAAUCAAUCAAGUCACGCGCUACGGUAGCCUACGAAGCCCAACAAAAAUACCAGGUCGACAUUGCCGAGCGAUUCCACCGGCUGAUCAAAAAUGUUCAAAAUGCAAAGCUACGGCUAUUUGCGGCCAAGUGGGGCUGGAAUCCACAAGCUUUCACUGGUGUGUAUCAACGGAUUACGGAACGUCAUCCAUGUAUUAAGAAUAUUACGAAUGGGUACAAGGACAUUGUCAUGUACUUUGCCCUACCAUCGAAUCGACCAGAAGAAUAUCGAGCCCAGCUCCUUUUAAAGAUUGUCGAUCCGGAAACUCAUAAAAUCGAUCCGAAACGCUAUAAAUCGCUGGCCCAGGUCAGGAAUGCCUAUGGUGAGAAGAUGGAGCCCCAGCGUCAAGAGUUGCUACAUGUUCUCCGGAUGAGUAAAGAGUUGUGGACGGCGUUUAAUGAGGUUACCUACGCAAAAACGAUUGUGGCUGAUUUGACGGAAAUGGAUCGGAUUUUGGCGAAUGCGGAAAAGCUCGAAAACGCGGCCGGCAUCAAAGAAUGGGCUGAAGAAAUGAACUCUCCAGAUAUGCAAUUUUUUGUUAACGAAGAAUUCAACUCGGGAUGGUACAAAACAAUUUUCGACAACUUGGACACUAAACUUGUGAAAACGCUGCGGAAUGUGAUGAAGAACUUGUGGCCCAAACAUAAAAAGAUGAUGGCCGAGACGACGAGUUACUUGAGGACAGCUACCAUUCUAAUUUUGGCUGGAGAAGACAGUGAACAGAACAAAACAUAUGUGCGUAGAUUUUACGAGGAAAUGGAUAUUUGUAUGAAAGAGGUAAAUAUCAGCGGCGUGCAAAUACUGUCCGAAUUCAAGACGCUCUAUAAAAAGUGGAAUUCAGCCUACACGGCUCUUUUCAAAACCGAGCUUGGAAAAGUACUGGACAAAUUUGAAUUUAAUGACGAUUUUGAGCGGGAAAAUUUUGCCCUUGUCAACAUUUACAUCAACAAGAUGGCCGUCGAAAAAUGGAGUCAAGAGCCUACAUAUUCGGUUUGGAGUUUAUUAAGUGAUGUCGGCGGCUCUCUAGGUUUAUUCCUUGGCGCCUCGCUAAUUUCGUUAAUGGAAUUAAUCUAUAUUUUCCUGCACUUUGGUGGCCGGAAGUUUGGGCGUACGAUGACCGAAAAACCUAAGGUUCAACCAGCGGAAAUGGUUGUC
Molecule: messenger RNA, 2493 nt
Organism: Mesorhabditis spiculigera
Lineage: Eukaryota; Metazoa; Nematoda; Chromadorea; Rhabditida; Rhabditidae
Source: the annotation of a GenBank genome assembly